AUGGCGGGGAAGGAGAGGGAGGUGGGGCAGUCGAUCCUUCGCAGGCAGGUCUUCUGUAUUGGCACGGCGGACACGAAACUGGACGAGCUCCGUUUCCUCUCCGACUGCGUCCGAUCCUACCUCGGCAGCUUCUGCUCCUCCAAGGUGUCAUCUCCCUCUCUCUCUCUCUCUCUCUCUCUCUCUCUCUCUCCAGAUCUAUACGGCCAUUCACAGCAUAUCACAAUGCCCUCUGCCUUUCUAUGGAGAACCCAGGUGGAAGUCACCCUUAUCGACGUUUCAGUCGGCGGGAAGGAAUUCGAUACCGUGGAGGGCUUCGACCUGGUGACGAGGAAGGAUGUGCUCUCCAGCCGCCCACAGCAAGAAGGGCGGCCGCCCUCCCUCCAGCUGCCCGCAGACCGAGGAGAGGCCGUCGGCGUGAUGAGCGAGGCGCUCAAGUGUUUCCUGAGCGCAGCCCACGGCGGCGGAGGUCUCGCCGGAGCCAUCGGCAUCGGUGGCAGCGGAGGAACCUCCUUAAUCGCCUCUGCGCUGAGAGCUCUCCCUCUGGGGUUCCCCAAGCUCAUAGUCUCCACUGUGGCCAGCGGGGAGACCGGACACUACAUUGGGACCUCUGAUUUGGUCCUGUUUCCCUCUGUCGUUGACUUUUGUGGGCUCAAUAGCGUGAGCCGGGUCCUUCUGUCCAAGGCGGGGGCGGCCGCCGCGGGGAUGGUGGCGGAGAUUCUCUGCAGAGUUGAUGAUGGAGGUGAGGUGGCAGGGAAGCCAACCGUCGGAAUCACCAUGUUUGGCGUCACCACUCCCUGCGUGAAGGAAGUUACAGAGAGGCUGGAGAGAGAAGGCUUUGAAACGCUCGUGUUUCACGCCACUGGUACUGGCGGAAGAGCCAUGGAGGAUCUUGUUCGUAGCGGCUUCAUACAGGUAUACAUGCCAAGAUUUGUAUUUCGAUUUCUGGGAUUUACUCUGCUCUCGUGUCUCGUUGACCUCUAGCUUCACUUGUGGUCGCUUCCCCCCCCGCCUCAUGUGUCGUUGACCUUAAACUUGCAGAGUCUGUCUUGAGCAGUGCAUCGAUUUUAGACGUCUGAGAAGAUGACGAGUCUGACUUCUUAGUCAAAAUUCUUUUUUUUUUUUUUUUUUGCAUCGCGUGUUGUUGACCUGCAAUUUGUGUGAGCCGUCUUGUGCAUUCAACUGAAUGUCGGAAGGGAUGAGGAUUUUUACUUCCGGGUUCAGCUUUUAUUUCUCUCUUUUCUCGGUGACCUCUAAUUUGUGUGGGCUGUCUUGGGCAGUAGGUAGAUUUUGAUAAAGUCAGAGGAUAUGGAGAUUUUCGUUUUUGACUUUUUCCCCCUCUCAUGCCUCGCCGACCUUCAGAUCUGUGUCGGCGGCCUUGAAAAUUUUCUUGAUUUGGAAGGACUGAGGAGGAGAUGGGGAUUUUGGCUGCCAGGUUUGACUUUUUUCGAUUCUCAUGUCUUGCUGACCUUCAAGUUUGCAUGGGGGGAAGGGGGGUUCUUGGGGAAUCACGUAGAUGUUGAAAGUCCGAGAACAUGAAGAUUUUGACUUAUGGGUCUGACUUUUUUUUUCUGGUAAUGUCUUAAUGGCUAAUCUGUGCAGGGGGUUUUGGAUGUCACAACAACUGAGGUCGCUGACUACAUAGUCGGAGGGAUCAUGGCAUGUGACAGCUCACGCUUUGAUGCUAUGAUUGAGAAGAAGAUUCCUUUGGUCGUCAGCGUAGGGGCGGUUGAUAUGGUAAACUUUGGGCCACGGCAUACCAUACCUUCCAAGUUUGAUCAUCGGAAGAUCCACGUGCACAACGAGCAGGUCAGCAGGGGUUUUCCCUUCGCACUUGCUGUCUUUUCGAUAAUUUUCGAGUGAUUUCGGUUUUUAUUCGAAUGCUUGAAUGUUCUUGGGGAAGCACAUGGUGCAAAGAAGGAACAAGGAACUGUGUCCUAUUUGAAAACUUCUCCGGAUUCAAGCGACUGAUCCUGUGCAAAAGAACUGUGUUCUUUAAAUAGCAUUUUAUCGACAAUGAUGAUUAGGGUUAUCGUUUCCCUGGAGAUUCCACAGAAAAAGCAUUUGCGAGCUGAUCAUCUUCUUCUUCUGCAUCAUGGAUGGCUGUGAAUCCGGUGAAACGUUUGACGAUUGGCAGAUUUCACUGAUGCGGACGACGGUGGAGGAGAACAGCAAAAUCGCUGGAUUCAUAGCAGAGAAGUUGAAUCAAUCCUCGUCGAGCGUCUGUCUCUGCCUCCCGGAGCAGGGUGUAUCCGCCUUGGACGCCCCAGGACAGCCCUUUUGCGGUCCAGAAGCCAGGACUGCUCUGAUAGAUGGAUUAGAAGAACUUAUAGAGAAGAGCGACAUGCGCCAGGUACCGACCACCGACCACAUCUGGAUGAUGGAAUCCUUCGUGUCAACGUUUUACGCGACGGAUGAUUGGCCCUUUUGAAUAUGUUUUUCGAGAAGUCAAUCGUAAAGAAGAAUUCGAUUAGUACAGGUGAGAAGAUAUCCCUACCACAUCAACGACCCCAGGUUUGCGGGAGCACUGGUUGACUCGUUCUUGGAGCUCGCCGGCCACAUCUGCAAGAAUGCGAGUCCUCCUCUGUCGAGUGUUCCCAAGUCAGCACAUCAACGACCCCAGCCAUCAGUCGGGGACAUCUCUGUUAGGCCCAUCGUCUUGAAGAGCCCCGUUGACUUUCCAAAUGCGAAGACAGGUCAUCUUCUCCCACGGAUAUUAAUGUUACAUGCACCGCUAGAUGAAUUUAACCCUCGAUUUCGAGUGGACUGAUUAUUCACCAUAGGCCAUGCUCUGGUGAUCUUGGGCACUCAGUGCUUUUGAAGAGAGGGUCACCUCCUGCUGAUGAUCAUCGGUGAUUCCAACAGAAACCCUGGAGAGAACGAGCAGCAUACUGCAGCGUUUGAAGGAGGAAAUAAGCAGAGGUGAGCCCAUCAUCGGAGCUGGAGCGGGGACGGGGAUCUCUGCGAAGUUUGAGGAAGCGGGUGGUGUCGAUCUGAUAGUUCUCUACAACUCUGGCCGAUUUCGGAUGGCGGGAAGAGGGUCACUGGCCGGGCUACUUCCCUUUGCGGAUGCCAACGCGGUUGUAGUCGACAUGGCCAAUGAAGUAUUGCCGGUGAGUUCUUUCACUCAUUUGAUAUAAAAAUCUGUUCCUGGGGGAUGGAUGUAGGCAGCCAGUUUUUGUUUUAAUCUUUGCUUGAAAUUGCUGACAUCUUUAGGAUCAUGCAAACUCUUUGAACCCACCAAAGAAAAAGAUUCUUUGAUAAGAGAGAUUUCCAUGAAUCUUGAUCGUUUUUGAGAUCAUACUUGGGUUCUUUUUUUUUGUUUUUUGUUUUUUUGUUUGAGCUUGUUGACUUUUACUUGCGUAGGUUGUGAAGAAUGUACCGGUUCUUGCCGGGGUGUGUGGUACCGAUCCAUUCCGGCGAAUGGACUACUUUCUGAGGCAGCUGGAGCAGAUUGGCUUCUCUGGAGUGCAGAAUUUCCCGACGGUUGGGCUCUUCGAUGGCAAUUUCCGCCAGAACUUGGAAGAAACAGGGAUGGGAUACAGGUCGGUUUGAGUAGCCUUCUCCAGCCGCAAUCUGGUGAACGAUUUUCUACUUAUAGAUAUAAAUAUUUCAAGCACUUUGUGAGUCUAUGCAUUUGUUGUCAGUUUGGAGGUGGAGAUGAUCAAGAAAGCGCAUGAUAUGGGCUUCUUGACGACUCCGUAUGCAUUCAAUGAAGAAGAAUCCAUUGAAAUGGCCAAAGCCGGUGCCGAUAUUAUAGUAGCCCACAUGGGGCUGACAACAUCAGGAUCGAUAGGGGCAAAGACUGCAAUCUCCCUCGACGAUAGUGUUCUUCUUGUCCAAGCCAUUGCAGAUGCUGCGACUAAAGUCAACCCCAACAUCAUCGUUCUUUGUCAUGGAGGUAAAUUAUAUUCUUGUAGUUUCCUGGGAGGAGCACUGGGUGUAAGUAUUACGUUAUAAUUUCUUGUGAAAAGAUAUCACCUUCUUUGAUUUACAUGGCAGAUCUGAUUCAUUAUUGGAUCACAAGAUGAUUUGAUUUUAGAAAGUUUUCUAAUCUGGCUGGUUGUUGCCAGGCUGAUCAAACCCGGCCGUCAUCGUUCCUUGCCAUUGAUCAUCGGUGAUAGCAUACGUUGUUAGAAAAUAUUCUGAAAAUAUCAUCUUAUCUGACUUUCAUCAGAUCUAGUUCUUCGGGCUUUUAAUCUUAGGAUGAUCGCGGUGCACCGUCUUUUCUAACCUGCCCGCAUAUAGAACCUGGGCUAGGCGUUGUUAGGCCGAUCAAACCCACCCAAAUGAGAGGAAUUAGUGCCGAGAGGGGCACCAAGCUGGGGUUGGUGAAUGAAGAUUUUUCUUGGGUUCUGUUUGGGACUUUCUUAUGUGUUGUGGGCCGGCAUCUCAUCCUUGACCGGCAGAUCUAUCGAAGUUAUGGGCUUUCCAGAGUCGUCUCAUCUUUCUUAUUUUCUCUCUUCGGUGGGAAACUAUCUAUCUACAAUUUUUCCUUCCAUGCAACUUUGACUUCUUUUUGGCUUAAAAAUCUGUCGUCGGGUCCGAUAUCGUGCCAAGGUUUUUUGACAAUGCAACUCAGAACCAGACGCCGACGCGUGAAGCAUGGAGAUGUUCAUUGUCGCGUGAAUUUAUAGCAUAGCCAGCUAGUAUCAGAUUGUAGACUCACACUAUAUCUAGUGACUCAUAUAGCAAGAAACAGCACGGGUCAACUAGAAAUUCAGUGAUUAUUAUAUCCUGCGGUAUUUACUAUCAAUCAAUCCUUCGGCGAGGAAGAAACAACGAAGACUGGACCUCAUCUUACUACAGGUGCGUCAUUUUGUGGGUCUGAUCAGAUGCUGCUACCCUGCAGGCCCGAUCUCGGGAGUCAGAGAAGCGGAGUUCGUGCUGAAGAACACCAGCGGGGUCCACGGGUUCUACGGCGCAUCGAGCAUGGAGAGAUUGCCGGUCGAGGAAGCCAUCACCAGCACCAUCAGGCUAUACAAGUCGAUUUCCAUUCGUUAA
Messenger RNA from Spirodela intermedia, 5001 nucleotides. NCBI's taxonomy places the organism in Eukaryota, Viridiplantae, Streptophyta, Magnoliopsida, Alismatales, Araceae. The record is from the annotation of a GenBank genome assembly.